Oncorhynchus keta (chum salmon) is the source of this 3033-nucleotide messenger RNA. RefSeq names its product protein disulfide-isomerase A3-like. Gene Ontology annotation, molecular function: protein disulfide isomerase activity. Bases 155 to 1639 code for a protein of 494 amino acids. Gene Ontology annotation, biological process: protein folding; response to endoplasmic reticulum stress. Lineage: Eukaryota; Metazoa; Chordata; Actinopteri; Salmoniformes; Salmonidae. Gene Ontology annotation, cellular component: endoplasmic reticulum; cell surface. The record is from RefSeq and is a predicted model, not a curated record. The transcript has 13 exons.
UCUCAAUUGUCUACUCUGUCUACUCUAUCGCGUUUUUCCGGAGAGGAGCCAGCAGGUGACAGUGAGGGUCUUCUUUACAGCAUAGGUGCCAUUUUAUGUUUCUGUAUUUAAAUAGAAGAUUUUGUUAUUUUGUUCACUUGAAGUAUUUAGAAAUAUGGCUUCCUUUUUGUCGGUCAUCCCUCCUUUCUUGUUAUCGGUUCUCAUAUUUUCUGGAGCGGUAGUCGCACGGGGUGAUGUGCUCGAGUUAGGGGACGCAGAUUUCGAUUACCUGGCAGCGGAGCACGAGACCAUGCUAGUGAAAUUCUACGCUCCAUGGUGUGGACAUUGUAAGAAACUAGCCCCAGAUUUUGAGACCGCAGCCACUCGACUGAAGGGGACAGUUCCACUUGCUAAGGUGGACUGCACAGCGAGCCCAGACACAUGUGGGCGUUUUGGGGUCACAGGGUACCCCACGCUCAAGAUCUUCAGAAACGGAGAAGAUGCCUCGUCCUAUGAUGGGCCACGCUCCGCAGAUGGCAUUGUCCACUUCAUGAAGAAGCAGGCUGGACCCAACUCUGUUACCCUGCGCAGGGAAGCAGAUCUCGAGGCCUUUGUCAACCACUUUGACGCCAGUGUAGUGGGAUUUUUUUCUGGGCCUGACAGUGGUCAGCUGGUAGAGUUUCUGAAGGCGGCCAGCGUCAUGAGGGAGCACUUCCGCUUCGCCCACACCAUCGACAUGACCCUGGGCCUCAAACACGGGGUGGACACUGAGCGUGUUCUGCUCUUCAGACCCCCAAGACUGAGCAGUAAGUUUGAGGAGAGCGUGCUGCGCUUCACUGAGACGAUCACCACCCACACACUGCGGCGCUUCAUCAGAGACAACAUUUUUGGAAUGUGCCCCCAUCUGACCAAUGAGAACAGAGAUAAGCUGAAGGGGCAGGACUUGUUGACUGCGUACUAUGAUUUGGACUACCUGCAGAACCCCAAAGGCACCAACUAUUGGAGGAACAGGGUGAUGAAGGUGGGUUCUCAGUUUGCGUCCCAGGGCCUGAGUUUUGCCGUGGCCAAUCGCAGGGACUUUGUGGAUGAGCUGGAGGAGGAGUUUGGUCUGGGGGCGUCGGACGGAGGAGAUCUACCCUUCGUGACCAUCAGAACACAACAGGGAUUCAAGUACACCAUGAGGGAGGAGUUCACGCGAGAUGGGAAGUCCCUGGAAAGAUUCCUGGAGGAUUACUUUGCUGGACGACUAAAACGUUAUAUCAAGUCGGAGCCCAUCCCUGAGAAAAACAAAGGCCCCGUCAAGGUAGUGGUAGCGGAGUCAUUUGAGGAGAUUGUGAAUGACCCGGAGAAGGACGUGCUGAUUGAGUUCUAUGCCCCCUGGUGUGGUCACUGUAAGAGCCUGGAGCCCAAGUACAAGGAGUUGGCAGAACAGCUCUACUCUGAUCCUAAUAUUGUAAUUGCCAAGAUGGACGCCACAGCCAAUGAUGUUCCACAAGGCUUUGAUGUGCAAGGGUUUCCCACCAUCUACUUUGCUCAGGCAGGCAAGAAGGACCAGCCCAAGCGAUAUGAGGGAGCCCAUGAAGUGAAGGACUUCAUCAAGUACUUGAAGAGAGAAUCCUCGCACGUUCCUGUUGUCAGCGGAGUGAGAGAAGACCUGUGAACAGAAGUAAGGCGAUGGCAGGGGUGUAAUUAUGGAAAAUGUAGCUUGAGACCCCUGGAAUUACGGUUGUGGAUACUCACAACUUCUGCUAAGAUUCUUUAUUUCUGAUGAAAUGACACUCCAAAAACCUACAUCUACCCACAAUAAUUUUGUUCCUUGAAACAAUAGUUUUGAAAGUAACACAAUUGACUCUCUAGGAACAGAGCCCCUUGUAAUUGUUCAGGAGGAGAAAUAACAUUUCUACAGAGGAAGAGAGAACAAAGAUUGAGGACUGCGAACCUCUAAUGUCAAGUGACUUGGAAGGGAGAUGAGGCUGAUUGUCUUGGCAUGAGACUGAACCGAACCUUCCCAAUUUACUUUCAUUAAAGGACAAAAUCAAAAUGAAUAUCAACGGCAUCAACUCACCAAGGAGCAGUUUGGUGCAGGUUUGUCAUGCAUCAAAUACCAUGAAAUGAAUGGACGUUGUAUAAUGACACUGUAAUAACACCUAUUUGUUUCUAGGUCUUGACUUACCACCUGUAUGUCAGAACUAUAGUUCUUCUUCACCACUAUAAGCCAUACCAUCCAUUCCACCAAUGAUAACCCAUCAACACCCCUAGAUUGGCAGCUAAUAUUGAGCACUCUUUUGCAUUGGCAUUUCACAAAGCAGGAGCAAGGAGGUGGUCAGCUAACCUUGCUUGUGUAAAAUAGUCUGAAAUAGCUUCAUAUUAACUAGUUCCAAAAGGUACCCACUGGUCUUUUUAUGUGUACUUGAACUACAGAGUUGGUGUCAUUCCACACAGCACCAACAACCAACCAACCGCUCACCACCUAUCUGCCUACUGACUGCAUACAAAACCCAAAACAUCCCCACCCAUUCUCCUUUUUUCCCCCCAUGCAAAUAUCAAAUUAACAAUUUUGGAAAUACUGCAAAGGCAAUAUUCAGAUUAGUGGCAAAAAUGGCAAGUAGCCACCACGGUCUCCUUGAAAACAAAUGUUUUCAUUUUAUGUUUUUGAAUAUUCUGUUUUUUAUUUAUGUUUCUAUCAUUAUAUGCCAUUUUCCCCAGAUUUGUUUUUAGAGCAAGUAACUUCUGAAAGGAAUGUACAAUGUUUGGAUUUGACUAUGAAGGCCAGAUAGAUGUGUGUUAUUUAUCAUAUUUAUUAUAUAGUAUAGGCAAUACAGUAAUUCACUUUCUGUGUACUGUACAUAAUGUGUGAACAUAUUUGCAAUCUUAAUUGUCUCUUUUUUGACAGAGCCUUUUGAUUUAUUGAUGUACAUUUUAUUUGUUGCAAGAGUUUGGCACUCAGAGGACCCAUUAUCCUUAGUUUAUGUUUGAUCCGCUAAGAAAUGUUUGUCUUUUGAUUUUUUUCACUUAAAAGAUGCUGAAACCAUUUAAUAAAAUUACUGACUUCGA